AUGUUCUUAAAAGCAAUUUUCGCGAUCUUUCUUGCUGUCGGCAUCGGUCAAUGCCAGACACCCCCAGGUUUUCAGCCUUCUACAUCUCACAAAUUGGGAGUCAAAUUCAGUAAGAAGAUUGCUGCGCACCAAGGCAAUAAACUUGACAAAGCCGAUACUCGAACUACACCACUCUUAAUGGUUAAAUCGCUGAAUCAUGACGCCAAAAGUGCCUAUCUGUUCCAAACUUCCACUUUCACCUCUCACUAUAUCAUCUUCAUGAUUGAUCUCGACGUCCCUCAAAACGACACCAUCGUCCCAUUCCUACACUGGUAUCAACCCGAUCUCAGCCUAGACCAUAAAACAGGCAAAUUAUCCAUUCCAAAAUCUAGUCAUCUCGCCAAAGCAGAGUACUAUCCGCCUUCACCGCCCCCGGGACCCGAGCAUCGUUAUGUCGAAGUGCUUUUUGGUCAACCGUCACAUUAUGAGUUGCCGUCUGAGUUUGAGAAGUAUUUGGAUAAAGUGUCAUCAGCACGAGUGGGAUUUGAUAUACAGGAGUUCGUAAAAGCGGCUCAGUUGAAAGAGCCGGUUGCUGGAAAUUGGUUUGUGGUUCAGGAGGUGGAUGAUGAGAAUGAGGAGUUGUGA
Molecule: messenger RNA, 624 nt
Organism: Talaromyces marneffei
Lineage: Eukaryota; Fungi; Ascomycota; Eurotiomycetes; Eurotiales; Trichocomaceae
Exons: 2
Coding region: 1-624 (207 amino acids)
Biological process (GO): regulation of Ras protein signal transduction; regulation of proteolysis
Molecular function (GO): phospholipid binding; peptidase inhibitor activity
Source: RefSeq, a predicted model, not a curated record